This is a messenger RNA of Rotaria sp. Silwood2, 318 nucleotides long. The record is from the annotation of a GenBank genome assembly. Lineage: Eukaryota; Metazoa; Rotifera; Eurotatoria; Philodinida; Philodinidae.
AUGGGUUCAUUAAUUAAGGAAUUAUUUAAAUGGCCAUUAGCUGUACGCCUUCGAACAGCAGAUAAUGAUGAUGAACAUGUUGAUAGACUUAAUCAUCGUGUUACAGUUGGACUUAUACUUAUUGGUGUUGUUAUAACAUCAACAACAUCAUUUGUUUCAAAUCGAAUAUCUUGUUGGUUACCAACUGAACUUAAACAUUCGAGUUAUUCAAAAUAUAUAGAAAAUUAUUGUUGGAUUAGUAAUACAUAUUAUAUACAUUCAAAUGUAACUCCCCCACAUUCAGAUGAUGAUAGAAGGCGAGCUCAAAUAGGUUUGUAA